AUGACACCUUCAGAUCACCUCAUCUUCAUUGGUGGACCCUCUGGAACAGGGAAGACUACAAUUGCAACACUUUUAGCCCAAAGGCUGAAUGGACAUUAUAUAGAAGGUGAUGAAUAUCAUCCAAAGGCUAACAUAGAUAAAAUGGCCAAUGGUAUUCCGCUUACAGAUGAAGAUAGAUGGCCAUGGCUAAAAAAGCUCAAUCAGGUUGCAGUUAGCAGCUUUUCGGAUAUGAAAUUCGAGACUGAUGAAAGGUAUAUCAUAGUUUCAUGUUCUUUACUGAAGAAGAAGUACAGGGAUUUUAUUCGCGAGCAAAAUAGAGAAUCGCCGAUCUCUGUUAAGAUGUUCAUGCUAUAUGAUGAUUUUGACCAGAUUUACAUGCGGAUGACCAAUAGAAAAGGGCAUUACAUGAAGGCAGGGAUGCUCAAAUCUCAGUUUGCCGAUUUGGAGCUUCCAAAAGAUGAUGAAGCUUCUGUUGGUGUGUUUAAGGUUUACUGCAAAAAUAAAGACCCCAGCAAAAUAGAGGCUGAGAUUGUGCAGGCUUUGUGA
Brettanomyces bruxellensis is the source of this 546-nucleotide messenger RNA. RefSeq lists its product as uncharacterized. Lineage: Eukaryota; Fungi; Ascomycota; Pichiomycetes; Pichiales; Pichiaceae. The coding region runs from base 1 to 546 and encodes 181 amino acids. The record is from RefSeq and is a predicted model, not a curated record. Gene Ontology annotation, molecular function: gluconokinase activity. Gene Ontology annotation, cellular component: cytoplasm. The transcript has a single exon.